Molecule: messenger RNA, 2381 nt
Organism: Saitoella complicata NRRL Y-17804
Lineage: Eukaryota; Fungi; Ascomycota; Saitoellomycetes; Saitoellales; Saitoellaceae
Product: phosphoribosylamine--glycine ligase
Exons: 4
Coding region: 21-2375 (784 amino acids)
Biological process (GO): adenine biosynthetic process; 'de novo' IMP biosynthetic process
Cellular component (GO): cytosol
Molecular function (GO): ATP binding; metal ion binding; phosphoribosylformylglycinamidine cyclo-ligase activity
Source: RefSeq, a predicted model, not a curated record
AAACUCAAAUCCCUGACGAUAUGGCCGAUCUCAACGAGAAGCUCCGCGUCUUGCUAGUCGGUAACGGUGGUCGUGAGCACGCGCUUGCAUGGGCCCUCCAGAAGUCUGCCCGUGUCGAGAGGGUCUACGUCGCUCCUGGAAACGGUGGUACCGGCAGUGCCUUCGCCAAUGUCGAGAACGUCGAGAUCGGUGUCUCUGACUUUGCCAACUUGGUCAAGUUCGCUGUUGAGAAGAACGUGAACCUUGUCGUACCUGGUCCUGAAGUUCCUUUGGUUGAGGGCAUCGAGACUCACUUCCGCAAGGUCGGUAUCCCUGUUUUUGGCCCCUCAAUGGCCGCCGCCCGUAUGGAGGGCUCCAAGACCUUCUCCAAGGACUUCAUGGCCCGUCACAACAUCCCCACCGCUGCUUACAAGAACUUCAGCGACUACAACGCUGCCAAGGAGUACCUUGACAGCAUCGACCACGACAUUGUCAUCAAGGCGUCCGGUCUUGCCGCAGGAAAGGGUGUCAUUAUUCCCACGACCAAGGAGGAAGCACACGCCGCUCUCAAGGACAUUAUGGAGGACCGUUCUUUCGGUGACGCUGGUGACGAGGUUGUUAUUGAGGAGUUCAUGACCGGUGACGAGGCCAGUAUCUUGGCUUUCUCCGAUGGAUAUACCAUCGUUGCUUUGCCUCCUGCGCAAGAUCACAAACGUAUUUUCGACGGUGACGAAGGACCUAACACCGGUGGUAUGGGAUGCUAUGCUCCCACGCCCUUGGCAACCCCCGAGUUGUUGAAGCAGGUCCAGCAAACCAUUCUCCAGCCUACCAUCGAUGGAAUGAGACGGGAUGGAUACCCUUUCGUCGGUAUGCUCUUUACUGGUCUUAUGCUUACACCUACCGGCCCCAAGGUCCUCGAAUACAACGUUCGUUUCGGUGACCCUGAGACCGAGACCGUUCUUCCAUUGCUCGACUCUGACCUUGCCGAGAUCUUCUUGGCAUGUGUGGAAAGGCGCUUGGAUGCCGUUGAGAUCAAAGUGAAGCCUGGAUUCGCUUGUACUGUUGUCCUUUCCGCUGGCGGAUACCCCGGCAACUACCCUAAGGGCGACAAGAUCGAGUUCGCUACUCCUGGACCCGACACGCAAGUGUUCCACGCCGGAACCGCUGUUAGGGAUGGUGGCAUCGUCACCAACGGUGGGCGUGUUCUCGCCGUUUCCGCCACUGCGAACGAGCUCAAGGAGGCUGUCGACAAGGCUUACGAGGGAGUCAAGACCAUUCAGUUCAAGGACAUGUUCUACCGUAAAGAUAUUGCGCACCGUGCGCUCAAGCCCAGGGAGACCGCUGCUUCUUCUGGCCUUACCUAUGCCCAGGCUGGUGUGUCCAUCGAGGCCGGUAACGAGCUCGUUAACCAGAUCAAGCCCCUCGUCAAGUCCACGCGCCGCCCAGGUGCUGACGGUGAGAUUGGUGGUUUCGGAGGUGCUUUUGACCUGAAGGCCGCUGGCUUCCGAGAUCCGAUUCUCGUCAGUGCCACCGAUGGUAUCGGAACGAAGCUCAAGAUCGCUCAGUCCAUCGGCAAGCACGACACUGUCGGUAUCGAUUUGGUUGCCAUGAACGUCAACGACCUGGUUGUGCAGGGUGCUGAGCCUUUGUUGUUCUUGGACUACUAUGCAUGCGGGAAGCUUGAUGUCCAGAACGCUACUGCUUUCGUUUCCGGUGUUGCUGAGGGUUGCAGACAAGCCGGAUGCGCUUUGAUCGGUGGUGAGACUGCGGAGAUGCCGGGCCUUUACGCUGGGGACGAUUACGACGGUGCAGGUACUGCUGUCGGAGCUGUCGAGCGCGGUAGGAUGCUUCCUUCAUCUGACCUGGGUGCCGGCGAUGUUCUUAUCGGUCUGGCGUCCAGUGGUAUCCACUCUAAUGGAUUCUCGUUGGUUCGUAAGAUCAUCGAGCGUUCCGGUUUGAGCUUCACCGAUGCUGCUCCAUGGAACCCUUCGACUACCAUUGGUGAAGGAUUGUUGACCCCCACUAAGAUUUACGUCAAGCCUCUGUUAGCUGCGGUCAAGAAGGACCUCAUCAAGGCCAUGGCUCAUAUCACCGGUGGUGGAUUCGUUGAGAACGUUCCGCGCAUGUUGCCCAAGAACCUCGCCGCAGAGAUCGACGUUUCUGCGUGGGACCUUCCCCCAGUGUUCACCUGGUUGAAGAAGACAGGUGGUGUUCCCAUCGAGGAUUUGGCACGCACUGUCAACAUGGGUAUUGGUAUGGUCAUUGCUGUGGAGGCUAGCAAGAAGGAUGAGGUUUUGUCUGUGCUUCGGGCAGAGGGCGAGAUCGUUUACGAGAUCGGUAGACUGAUUGCUCGCGAGGAUGAGGGUUGUGUCUUGAAGAACAUUGAGCGUUGGUAGACGGCG